GCCGAGGGCGCGUGGUGGCUCUGGAGACGAGGUGCGGAGCGCGGCCGGGACCCGCGCUACGGUAGAGCGCCAAGGGUGUGCAGCCCGGAGCAGAGAGCCCUCGGCGGCCGCCGGCCGGAGUCCCCCGUCCUCCGCCUCUGGCGUGUGUGGACCGCGUCCUGGCCCCGAGUCUAUCGAGGAAAAAUGAAGUUAAGCCGCCGGUUCACCGUGUUCGGCAGCGCGAUCUUCUGCGUAGUGAUUUUCUCACUGUACCUGAUGCUGGACAGGGGUCACUUGGAUUACCCUCGCGGCCCGCGCCAGGAGGGUUCCUUCCCGCAGGGCCAGCUUUCGAUACUGCAGGAGAAAAUAGACCAUUUGGAGCGUUUGCUAGCUGAAAACAACGAGAUCAUCUCCAACAUCCGCGACUCCGUCAUCAACCUGAGCGAGUCUGUGGAAGAUGGCCCCAAAGGCUCACUGGGCAAUGGCAGCCAGGGCUCGGCACGCCUUUCUCCACAGUCCGCCCUUCAGGCUGACCCCAAAGACUGCUUGUUCUCCUCACAGAGCGGAAGUCAGCAUCCGGAUGUGCAGAUGCUGGAUGUUUAUGAUCUGAUCCCUUUUGAUAACCCAGAUGGUGGGGUUUGGAAGCAAGGAUUUGACAUUAAGUAUGAGUCUGACGAGUGGGACACUGAGCCCCUUCAAGUUUUUGUGGUGCCUCAUUCCCACAAUGACCCAGGUUGGUUGAAGACUUUCAAUGACUACUUUAGAGACAAGACUCAGCAUAUUUUUAAUAACAUGGUCCUAAAGCUGAAAGAAGACUCAAGCAGGAAGUUUAUGUGGUCUGAGAUCUCUUACCUUUCAAAAUGGUGGGAUAUUAUAGAUAUUCCGAAGAAGGAAGCUGUUAAAAGUUUACUGCAGAGUGGUCAGCUGGAGAUUGUGACAGGUGGCUGGGUUAUGCCUGAUGAAGCCACUGCACAUUAUUUUGCCUUAAUUGACCAACUAAUUGAAGGGCAUCAAUGGCUGGAAAAAAAUCUAGGAGUGAAACCUCGAUCAAGUUGGGCCAUCGAUCCCUUUGGAUAUUCACCCACAAUGGCUUAUCUUCUGAAGCUCGCUGGGUUUUCUCACAUGCUCAUCCAGAGAGUCCACUACUCAGUGAAAAAACACUUCUCUUUGCAGAAAUCUCUGGAGUUUUUCUGGAGGCAGAAUUGGGAUCUUGGCUCUGUCACGGAUAUUUUGUGUCACAUGAUGCCCUUCUACAGCUAUGACAUCCCUCACACCUGUGGACCAGACCCUAAAAUAUGCUGCCAGUUUGAUUUUAAACGGCUUCCCGGAGGCAGAUAUGGUUGUCCCUGGGGAGUCCCACCAGAAGCAAUAUCUCCUGGAAAUGUCCAAAGCAGGGCUCAAAUGCUGCUAGAUCAGUACCGGAAGAAGUCAAAACUGUUCCGUACUAAAGUUCUCCUAGCUCCUCUAGGAGACGACUUCCGGUACAGUGAGUACACGGAGUGGGAUCUGCAGUACAGGAAUUACGAGCAGCUGUUUAAUUACAUGAAUUCCCAACCCCAUCUUAAAGUGAAGAUUCAGUUUGGAACUUUAUCUGAUUAUUUCGAUGCAUUGGAAAAAGCAGGGGCAGCGGAGAAGAGUGGCCAGUCCCUGUUCCCCGUCCUGAGUGGAGACUUCUUCACUUACGCCGACCGAGACGACCACUAUUGGAGUGGGUACUUCACUUCCAGACCAUUCUACAAACGGAUGGAUAGAAUCAUGGAAUCUCGCUUGAGGGCUGCUGAAAUUCUUUACUAUUUGGCCUUGAAGGAAGCUCAGAAAUACAAGAUAAGUAAGUUCCUCGCAUCACCCCACUACACAACACUGACAGAAGCCAGAAGGAACUUAGGACUCUUUCAGCAUCAUGAUGCCAUCACAGGAACCUCGAAAGAUUGGGUGGUUGUGGAUUAUGGUACCAGACUCUUUCAGUCAUUAAAUGUUUUGGAGAAGAUAAUUGGAGACUCUGCAUUUCUUCUCAUUUUAAAGGACAAGAAGAUGUAUCAGUCCCAGACUUCCGACACCUUCUUAGAGAUGGAUAUGAAGCAAAGUUCACAAGAUUCUCUGCCAAAAAAAACCAUAAUACAGCUGAGUGCAAAGGAGCCAAGGUACCUCGUGGUCUACAACCCCUUUGAACAGGAACGGCACUCGGUGGUGUCCAUCUGUGUGAACUCGGCCACAGUGCGAGUGAUGUCUGACUCAGGAAAACCUGUGGAGGUUCAAGUCAGUGCAGUCUGGAGUGAUGCGAGAACGAUUUCACAGUCAGCCUACGAGGUUUCUUUUCUAGCUCAUACACCACCACUGGGAAUGAAAGUGUAUAAGAUCUUAGACUCUCAGAGUUCAAGUUCACACAAGGCUGAUUACUUCCUGUACAAUGAUGGAGUAGCAGAAAAUGGAGUAUUUCACAUGAAGAACAUUGUAGAUCCGGGGGAUGCCAUAACCAUAGAGAAUGCCUUCCUUGAACUCUGGUUUGACCGAUCUGGGCUUAUGGAGAAAGUAAGAAUGAAAGAAGAUGGCAAGCAACAGGAAAUAAAGGUGCAGUUUCUAUGGUACGGGACCACAAAUAAAAGGGACAAAAGUGGCGCCUAUCUCUUCCUGCCUGAUGGGCAGGGCCAGCCGUAUGUUUCCCUACGACCGCCCUUUGUCAGAGUGACCCGCGGGAGGGUCUAUUCAGACGUGACCUGCUUCUUUGAACAUGUGACUCAUAAAGUGCGACUGUACAACAUUCAGGGAAUAGAAGGACAGUCAAUGGAAGUUUCUAAUAUUGUGGACAUUCGGAAUGUGCAUAACCGUGAGAUUGCUAUGAGAAUUUCAUCUAAAAUAAACAGCCAAAAUAGAUUUUAUACCGACCUAAAUGGAUACCAGAUUCAACCUAGAAGGACAAUGGCCAAAUUGCCUCUUCAAGCCAAUGUUUACCCGAUGAGCACGAUGGCAUACAUCCAGGAUGCGGAGCUCCGGCUCACAAUGCUAGCAGCGCAGUCGCUGGGCACGUCCAGCUUGGCUUCUGGUCAAAUUGAAGUCUUCAUGGAUCGAAGACUCAUGCAAGAUGAUAACCGUGGCCUUGGGCAAGGCGUACAUGAUAAUAAGAUUACAGCUAAUUUGUUUCGAAUCCUGCUGGAGAAGAGGAAUGGGGUGAACAUGGAGGAAGACCAGAAGAGUCCAGUCAGUUACCCAUCCCUCCUCAGCCACUUGACGUCAUCCUUCCUCAACCAUCCAUUCCUGCCCCUGAUACUGAAUGUCCAGCUCUCGUCACCUGCUGUCGAGCUGCUGAAUGAAUUGCCUCUGCUCCAGUCAUCUUUACCAUGUGACAUCCAUCUGGUCAAUCUGCGCACAAUACAGUCGAAGAUGGGCAAAGGCUACUCAGAUGAGGCAGCCUUGAUCCUCCACAGGAAAGGGUUUGAUUGCCACUUCUCCAGUAGAGGCAUGGGUCUGUACUGCUCUACCACUCAGGGAAAGAUGUCAGUCACAAAACUUUUUAACAAGUUUGCUGUGGAGAGCCUCAUCCCUUCCUCACUGUCCUUGAUGCACUCACCUCCGGAUGCCCAGAAUCUGAGCGAAGUCAACCUGAGUCCCAUGGAAAUCAGCACGUUCCGAAUCCGCUUGCGGUGAACCUGUCACAUUUGGCUUCCUUACCUCCUUGGUUUUUACGUGCAAUAACUAAGCACAUUACUUUAGCAUCUGGCUACUGUGAGAACAUGAAUUCUGUGAUUUGGUUUUUUUUGUUUUGUUUUGUUUUGUUUUAAACCAGUCUAAUAAGAAAAGAAGAAAAAGCCAUGCUUUCAAAAAGGUUUCUUUUUCUAAGUUUGUCCCACACAGCACCGCUGUCAGUGUGAAGCGACGAAAGAAAACGAAGCUGCAGAAGCGUCGAAGGACAACCCUCAACAGACCGCGUCUCAGGUUAAAUGCCAACUAAUUACGUUUGCAUUGAGGGCCGCAAAGAGAGUCUUAAGAAUAUCCAUUUUUAUGAUCAUUAGUUUUAUAUAUACAUAUAAAAAAAAUACCCCUUUGACCUAAAUGGAAAGGAAAAAAAAAAAAAUACAGAAGUUGGUGGGGAAUAGUUUAAUAGCCAAAAUAGUUGUAAUCAUUGAUCAUUGCUACAAAUGUAUAAUUUUGUGUGUGUUUCAAAUAUGUGGAAAAGUGCAAUCCCUAGACCCUUAUGGUAAAUGCAGUUGAUUUUCACACUCUUUCCCAAUGAAGCUCGUGACUACCCUUUGCUACCCAUACCUUUAAAAUGAUAACUGAUUUUUGUAGUCAUUCACCAGUAGAAAAAGAGGCAUAUUUUCAUUACUUGACAAUGUGGGAUAGGGUGCAAUUUACUCCGUUGUCACCGACACAGAAGAAGCAAUUCCAUUUUAGGUACCACAAGGUGUCUUUUUACACAGCCCAUUUGAAUACAGGUGUUCCAAGGUGGGGUUUUCUAUUUUUAAAUUACCAUAUCAAAAUAAAUGUGCCUUAUUUUUUUAUAAGUCUUGUUAAAUCUUUUGGUGUCCACAUUACUGUUUGGGGAGGGGAGGGGUGCGGGGGGCCUGGGGCAGGGGGUGGGUACUUUCUAGGACACGUAAAUUACGUAAUUUUAGCUUGAUAAUGCUGGCCACAUUCUGAUCUGUCUCAUUAAAUUUGUGGUGGUGUUACUCUAAACAUUUUGACUAUUUGAAUGUACUGAGAUGUCAGAAAACAAAACAAGGAAGAAAAAUAUUGUUAAUUAAAAUAUGCUGCUGCCAAGGAAACUGCAACUUGAAGCAAGGAUUUUGUAACACACGAGAUCCAAAUACUGUUUGCAUUUCACAGUAGUUAACCAUAUUAAAGAGAGAAUGCUUUAAAACAGACUGUUUUAAAAUCCAUGCGUGUAGCUCAUCUUGAUGUCUCUUACUAAAGAACAUGUUCCAAACUUCUGUGUGUGGUGAACUCAGAGUGUUAUUCUAGCCUGUGUACCAUCACAGGACUUCUAAGUUAGAGAUCAUUGUUUCUUUAGUAUAAUAAUAGUAUUUCAUGUCUGGCUAGAAAUGACUUCUCUGGCUGUGUACACUUCUGAAAAGAAUCUCUUCAGUGCCGUAACCUGGUUUAGUAUUAUCUGACUUUAAACUUCCGUCUGCCUCUUGUCAUUCCAAUACGUUACAGAGAAAACUCAUUUCUGCCUCGCCAUUUAUUCGGAUAGUCAUCUGACUUUCCGCUCAAGACGCAGCUCCUGCAUCCACUGUUCAGUUCUGCUCACAGGCUCCUUUGCCUGUAACCAUCAAGGAAACAGUGCCAGAGUUCAUGACAGUACUGCAAGGGUAUAACUUCGUGCAAUAAGAAUAUGAUGUACAUUCCCUUCUCAUUUGUUGGGGAAAACACAACAAAAUGACUUCCUUCUGUAAGACCUCUACAGACAUUGGCUAGGAUAGCCAGGAGCCAAUCCUAGGAAUGUGAUGAGUGUUCUUGUUGUAUCUCAAGGGUACACCUCCCCGUGGGUGUUCACUGUUCACCGUGUACUGUAGUGUAAGUGACUGUACUUAGCCACUACAGACAGUCUAGUGAGAUGAAAUGGAAUCUGAUGCAAUAAAAACGGCUCUGCCCUGUGUUAGUGGGGCUCUUACUCAGUGUGUGUUGCCACCAGCUAUUUACUCACAGGUGAAGCAGAGAUUCUAUUUUACCAGCAAGUUUCUGCUUUUUAAAGUUAUUUUCAGAAUGCAACAUCAGGGAAAUGAAGAGAGGGUUUUUUGCUUCGGGCUAUGGUCAAGAACUAACUAAAUAAUCCGGUUUCUGUGGCACACAAGAGGAGCCAGCCACACGUCAGUCAUUCAGUUAGAUUUCAUUGCGUGCAUUGUCACAAAUGUUCAGCGGACCAAGUCAUUGCUUCUCUGCUCUCCCCGCCCCCCCCACACUUCUUGAAAUUUUAAUUUUGUUUAUUAGGUGCAUUGUUCAAAUAUCAGUGAUCUCGUUUUUCCAAAAGAUAGGGAUUUAAGUAAACUUCUGUAAGAUGUUAUGUUAUAAAUCAUUGUAAUUCUCUGCCUGUGUCUUUGUCCUUGUGCCGAAAUGUCUUCACAGACCUUUGUCGACAAGAUAAUGUCUGCUCUCAUUCUGCUUAUUUUGCUCAUUGAAAUCAACAGGUUUUGAUAUUUUUCUCUUGGAAGAUUUUUAUAACUUUUUGGGAAUAUGUAAUAUAAGAUCUCUAAUAAAAUAUAAUCUUAUCCUG
Molecule: messenger RNA, 6187 nt
Organism: Phodopus roborovskii (desert hamster)
Lineage: Eukaryota; Metazoa; Chordata; Mammalia; Rodentia; Cricetidae
Gene: Man2a1
Product: mannosidase alpha class 2A member 1
Exons: 22
Coding region: 184-3621 (1145 amino acids)
Biological process (GO): N-glycan processing; protein deglycosylation; mannose metabolic process
Cellular component (GO): Golgi membrane
Molecular function (GO): carbohydrate binding; alpha-mannosidase activity
Source: RefSeq, a predicted model, not a curated record